Molecule: messenger RNA, 1068 nt
Organism: Epithele typhae
Lineage: Eukaryota; Fungi; Basidiomycota; Agaricomycetes; Polyporales; Epitheliaceae
Product: heterokaryon incompatibility protein-domain-containing protein
Exons: 2
Source: RefSeq, a predicted model, not a curated record
AUGCGCCUGCUUCACACACAAACCGGUCAAUUGUGUUCUUUCGAUGGUCCAUCUAUUCCUCCAUACGCCAUCCUUUCCCACGUGUGGUCUAGGCCGGAUGAUCCCGGCCACGUGUCUGAGCAAUCCUAUCAAGACGUCGUCGAAGUCUCAGCUCUCUCACACCCGGAACACUCCAUCCUCCCUUCCCUCAGCCCCAAGAUCCAGGCCUCGUGCGCCAUAACCAAUCGCCAUGGAUACCAGUACCUAUGGGUCGACACCUGCUGUAUCAACAAAUCCAGCAGCGCUCAAGUCUCCGAGUCUAUCAACUCCAUGUUCGCGUGGUACGCUCGGUCCCACCUCUGCUAUGCCUAUCUCGCAGACGUGGAGGACGGCGAUCGCCCCGAGCACCCUCAAUCUCAGUUUCGCCGCAGUCGAUGGUUCAAGCGCGCGUGGACAUUGCAAGAGCUCAUCGCUCCCUCCAACGUCGUCUUCCUCUCUAAGGACUGGAACGUCAUUGGAUCAAAGUCGAGCCUCGCACACACGAUCAAGGAGGUCACCAACAUCGACAUCGAUGUCCUCACUGGGCGCCGGACGCUCCGAGAGGUCUGCGUUGCGCAGCGGAUGUCGUGGGCGUCGCGUCGGGAGGCGAGCAGGGUCGAGGACGAAGCUUACAGUCUGCUCGGGAUCUUCGGUGUCCAUCUCCGUCUCAACUACGGAGAAGGGCGAAACUCCUUCUCACGACUCCAAGAGGCGAUCCUCAAACACAUCCCCGACCAGAGCCUCUUCGCUUGGGGCCCACGCCAUCGGCUCAGCUGCACACACGAGUCCUGCCUCUUUGCCACGUCUCCUCGCGACUUCUCCGCCUCCUUCGAUCUCCGCAUCAUCCCUCCCAAAGUCUUCUCCCGUCGGUUGGGCAUCUCCAUUCUUCAUCCUGAAGCACACAUCAGCGCGUAUGGUAUCCGUAUGUCCCUUCCAAUCGUUCGGAUCUCGGGCUACCAGCUCGCCCUUCUAGCAUGCGAGGACGGCGCGGGAAAAUUAGUGGGGCUGGUCCUGCGCGAGCCUCAAGUACAGGAAGCAGACGUCGCGGUG